AUGAAGUUCUCCCUCACAGUCCUCCUCGCUUCGGUCCUCUCCACUCAGGUGGCAGCGGUCCCCACCCAGCUCGAGGCUCGGGGCCAGUCCACGGACUGCACCUCGCCCACCGUGCCCCUCCUGCGCGGCUACAACCCCUCCAUUGUUGAUCACUUCUAUACCACCAACGCCGUCGAGCUCGAGAUCGCGAUCGUGAGCUCCGGCUACGUCGCUGAGGGUACCACCGGCCAGGUCUUCGGCCUCCAGGUCUCCGGCACCGUCCCGCUCUACCGCCUCUGGAACCAGUCCAUCGGGGAUCACUUCUACACCACCUCCGCCGCCGAGCGCGACAACGCAAUCGCCCAGUUCGGGUACACCAGCGAGGGGAUCGCCGCGUACGUCUACCCGAGCGGGGUCUGCGGCGGCUCCGUCCCGCUCUUCCGCACGUGGAACCCGAGCGUGUCCGACCACUUCUACACCACGAGCGCGGCGGAGGACGAGUACGCCAUCAGCAACUACGGGUACACCGACGAGGGCAUCGCGGCGUACGUGUUCCCCGCGUGA
Messenger RNA from Epithele typhae, 543 nucleotides. RefSeq lists its product as uncharacterized. The coding region runs from base 1 to 543 and encodes 180 amino acids. The transcript has 2 exons. Lineage: Eukaryota; Fungi; Basidiomycota; Agaricomycetes; Polyporales; Epitheliaceae. The record is from RefSeq and is a predicted model, not a curated record.